Messenger RNA from Capra hircus (goat), 2041 nucleotides. RefSeq names its product involucrin (gene IVL). Lineage: Eukaryota; Metazoa; Chordata; Mammalia; Artiodactyla; Bovidae. Bases 135 to 1703 code for a protein of 522 amino acids. The transcript is spliced from 2 exons. Gene Ontology annotation, biological process: keratinocyte differentiation. Gene Ontology annotation, cellular component: cornified envelope. The record is from RefSeq and is a predicted model, not a curated record.
CUUCAACUUGGGAAGGAGGCCAGGCUGGGGAAUGGUAUAAAGGACACCUCGGCCCCUGCUCAGCUCAGCACUCCACUAGAAGCCUCUCCGGCUGGUCCCACUGUGAGUCUGGUUGACCGAAAGCAGCUUCCAAGAUGUCCCAGCAAAACACUCUGCCAGUGAUUCUGCCCCCUGCCCUCUCUCAGGAGUCCCUCAAGCCUGCUUCUCCUCCCACCAAUACCCAGCAGGAGCAAGUGAAGCAGCCAACUCCACUGCCUGCCCCAUGCCAGAAGGUACACUCGGAUCUCCCAGGGGAGGUCCCCUUGGAGCUCGGGGAGAAACACACAAUUGUGAAAGGGGUGCCUGGGCAAAAGUGUGAACCACAGCAACCAGAGCCAGAGCAGCAAGAACAGCAUGUGAAGCAGCAGCAGCAGGAGUCACAGGUGCAGGAACAGCAUGUGGAACAGCAGCAGCAAGAGUCACAGGUGCAGGAAGUGCAUGUGAAGCAGCAGCAGCAAGAGUCACAGGUGCAGGAAGUGCAUGUGGAGUUGCAGCAGCAAGAGUCACAGGUGCAGGAACAGCAUGUGAAGCAGCAACAACAAGAGUCACAGGUGCCAGAAGUUCAUGUGGAGCAGCAACUGCAAGAGUCACAGGUACAGGAAGUGCAUGUGGAGCAGCAGCAGCAAGAGUCUCAGGUGCUGGAAGAGCAUGUGCAGCAGCAGCAGCAGGAGUCACAGGUGCUGGAAGAGCAUGUGCAGCAGCAACAAGAGUCACAGGUGCCAGAAGUGCAUGUGGAGUUGCAGCAAGAGUCACAGGUGCCAGAAGUGCAUGUGCAGCAGCAGCAGCAGGAGUCACAGGUGCUGGAAGAGCAUGUGCAGCAGCAACAAGAGUCACAGGUGCCAGAAGUGCAUGUGGAGUUGCAGCAAGAGUCACAGGUGCCAGAAGUGCAUGUGCAGCAGCAGCAAGAGUCACAGGUGCCAGAAGUGCAUGUGCAGCAGCAGCAAGAGUCACAGGUGCCAGAAGUGCAUGUGCAGCAGCAGCAAGAGUCACAGGUGUCAGAAGUGCAUGUGGAACUGCAGCAAGAGUCACAGGUGCCAGAAGUGCAUGUGCAGCAGCAGCAAGAGUCACAGGUGCCAGAAGUGCAUGUGCAGCAGCAGCAAGAGUCACAGGUGCCAGAAGCGCACGUGGAGCAGCAGCAAGAGUCACAGGUGCCGGAAGUGCACGUGGAGCAGCAGCAAGAGUCACAGGUGCUGGAAGAGUAUGUGGAGCUGCAGCAACAAGAGUCACAGGUGCCGGAAGUGCAUGUGGAACUGCAGCAACGAGAGUCACCAGUACAGGAAGUGCAUGUCGAAAAGCAACACCAGAAGCUACAGGAGCAGGAAGUGCAGCAGCAAAAAGAACAGCACGCGGAGCCUCAGAAAGUAGAGCACCUGGGGCUGCAGCUGGAGCAGGAGCAAACACAAACAGAGCAGCAGCUGAAAGGACAGCUGGAGCAGGAGAAGAAGGUCUUGGGCCAGCGCUUGGAUCAAGAGCCAGCUAAGAGAGAGGAGCCAAUGGGAAAGAAAGAGGGGCAGCUGCUGGAGCAGCAGCAUGGGCAGCUGAAACAGCCUGUGUGUGUCCCAGCUCCCAACCAGGUCCAAGAGACCCACCCAGGCCUGCCACUGAAGGGAAAAGCCUUGCCCUCUGAAGAAGCAGGAGGUGUAGUGCCUUCUAAACAUAAGUAACCACCUGCAGUGUCCCAGAGGCCCCCGGAAAUCCCAUACAAGUGAAGAGAGAGCCAGUGGCCUCACUUACCUUGGGCCCCCAACCUGGGUGACCCGUCUCAUCUGUGAACCUGCCUGACUCUGACUUUCUGCAUGUCUCUUUGAUAGGUCUGGGGUGGGGGAAGUUACAGCCCAGCAUCCACCCCUGAUGAGCCCAAUCCCAACCUCAGGUGGCCAGAGGAUUUACCUGAGGAGAGAGUGACUAUAGCUACUCUGACUACAUCCCCACUAUUAUAGCUGAAUCUGUGAGUGUGUACAAUAAUACAGAAUAAAUCCUGGAAGGCUUGGAAUCCUGUAUU